This is a messenger RNA of Arachis duranensis, 870 nucleotides long. RefSeq lists its product as uncharacterized. The record is from RefSeq and is a predicted model, not a curated record. Bases 1 to 870 code for a protein of 289 amino acids. NCBI's taxonomy places the organism in Eukaryota, Viridiplantae, Streptophyta, Magnoliopsida, Fabales, Fabaceae. The transcript is spliced from 4 exons.
AUGACACAGGUGCCAAUCCACAUGCAUAACACGGGCCUUCAAAAUAAAGAUGAAGUUGUUCUGAGUGUGAAGGACUAUAGCAUCUGUCGAGGUGUUGAGUACCGAGUCUUGGAAUCGGAUCAUCUGAAGUAUCAUGAAAAAUGCAAGGAUUUCGGCAAGGGCUGUAGUUGGUUGAUUCCCAAUUUGCUUCGUGCACGAAAGGGAACUUGGGAGGUCGAUGAGUCUACAGUGUACUUUCAUCGUCUUUUCUGGACAUUUUCACCCUGCAUCGAGCCCUUCCGGCAUUGCAAGCCCCUGGUGAGUAUUGAUGGUACCCACUUGUAUGGCAAGUAUGGAGGCACAUUACUGUUGGCGAUUGCGCAGGAUGGGAACUCGAACAUCCUCCCAAUAGCCUUCGCCCUUGUGGAGGGAGAAAAUGCGGAGACAUGGUCAUUCUUCUUGUCCAACCUACUAUCACAUGUGACGCCACAGGAGGAUAUCAAUGUUAUCUUUGACAGGCAUAAUGACAUCAAGGCUGCACUUGACGCCCCCGAGAAUGCAGCAAAUUUUAGCCUUAGCUUCAAAGCUAAAGAUGCAAGGAGGAUGCUGGUCAAUGCUGCCUAUGCAAAAACUGAAGCAGAAUUUUAUUACUGGUUUGACAUAAUGCAGAUUGAGAACCCGACCAUGUGUGACUGGGCCAACCGGAUGGAGUAUGACAAGUGGACCCAACAUGAGGAUAGCGGUAGACGGUUCGGGCACAUGACAAUCAACAUUAGUGAAUGUGUGAAUUCUGUGUUAAAGAAAACUCGCAACCUUCUGGUCAUUUCGUUGGUUAAGUCUACUUACGGGAGGCUUGCUGAGCUAUUUAUGGUCCGUGGACAAACAGCAUAG